Scheffersomyces stipitis CBS 6054 is the source of this 1128-nucleotide messenger RNA. It is a transcript of the gene MKK2, whose product is annotated as mitogen-activated protein kinase kinase. Gene Ontology annotation, molecular function: MAP kinase kinase activity; ATP binding. The record is from RefSeq and is a predicted model, not a curated record. Bases 1 to 1128 code for a protein of 375 amino acids. The transcript is spliced from 4 exons. Lineage: Eukaryota; Fungi; Ascomycota; Pichiomycetes; Serinales; Debaryomycetaceae. Gene Ontology annotation, biological process: protein phosphorylation; regulation of fungal-type cell wall organization; cell integrity MAPK cascade.
AUGUCUAACCCCGGCCCACCACUCUUCAAUGUGCCCAACACCAAACGCACAGGCACCAAGUUGCCGACACUUCUCAUCCCGUCUUCAAGGAAGCCUCCACCAAUUGACUUUCUGAAAGUCAGUGGCUCUUACUCGUACACACCCGAAACGGUAUCUCCGCUUCCCAACACUUCCGUAGAUCCGGCUACUAAGAAGAUCGAGGAGUUGACUCCAGACGACUGGAGAUACUUGGCUAACAACAAGAAGAUAGUAGAAAUCAGCAAGCUAGGAGAAGGUAAUGGAGGCAGCGUCUCCAAAUGUAGAUUGAAGGGAAAUUCUAAGGUGUUUGCCUUGAAGCUCAUCAAUGCUGACCCCAACCCAGAUGUCCAGAAACAGAUCAUCCGUGAAUUGCAAUACAAUCGGCUCUGUAAUUGUCCAUACAUUGUACAGUACUAUGGCACGUUCAUGGUGGAAGCCCAGUCUAUGAUUGGUAUCGCUAUGGAGUACAUGGGAGGUAAGUCGCUUGACUCGAUCUACAAGCGGGUGAUCGAAUUGGAUCCCACCAAUCGCAUCAACGAGAAGGUCAUGGGCAAGAUUUCUGAAUCGAUUCUACGUGGUUUAAAUUAUUUACACCAAAACAGAAUCAUCCAUCGUGACAUUAAACCUUCCAACAUCUUGUUAGAUUCCCAGGGAAACAUCAAACUCUGUGACUUUGGUGUAUCUGGUGAAGUCGUCAACUCAUUGGCUACAACAUUUGUGGGAACUCAGUACUACAUGGCACCUGAAAGAAUCAGAGGCCAGCCCUACUCUGUGACUUCAGAUGUGUGGUCAUUAGGACUCACGUUGUUGGAGGUUGCUACUGGUAAGAUUCCGUUCGACAAUGGGUCAGAUUUGGCUACGUUGGGCCCGAUAGAGCUCUUGACAUUGAUCUUGGAAUACGAGCCUAAACUCCAAGACUUGCCGGAAGAUGACAUAUACUGGAGCGAGUCGUUUAAGAACUUUAUCUCAUACUGUCUCAAAAAGAAUAGCAAUGAAAGACCCAGUCCUCGACAAUUGUUAAACCAUCCAUGGAGUGUGGGUCAGCUGACAAUCAAAGUGAGAAUGGACAAGUUUGUACGAAAGUUGUGGGGAGAUCCUGAGGAAGAGUAA